This is a messenger RNA of Fusarium pseudograminearum CS3096, 768 nucleotides long. RefSeq lists its product as uncharacterized. The coding region runs from base 1 to 768 and encodes 255 amino acids. Lineage: Eukaryota; Fungi; Ascomycota; Sordariomycetes; Hypocreales; Nectriaceae. The transcript has 3 exons. The record is from RefSeq and is a predicted model, not a curated record.
AUGGCUGAACCACAGCCUGUUGUUCCGACCGUCCACCAACUUAUCGUAGACAACCCCUGGUUCUGCAAGAACCCCCUCUUUUGGACCGCCCAGCAUCUUGACCUCCUCAAGAUCAAAUUCGAACGCAUCGAUGUCCUCCUCAAACAUCCCCAACCUCGCAAGUAUCUCGGCAUGAAGGACGAUGACCCUUUUUACUACUGGUCCAGGCGUUUCGCCAAGAACCUCACCUCUGUAUCCAAGCACGCUGCCUUUACCCGAAUUCUGGAUCUGAUGGGCGUCAAGAUGUGGCAUCAUCCCGAUGAGAAAGCUGUCUUCUUGUUUGACAGCAAAGACGUCCACGUCUCCGAUUGCUACGUCUGCCAUUUCACCCCUCCCUUUCUGUCCGAGCUACCCAUCAUCGGCUACUUCCACUACGACGACGUCAAGUGGGCUCGCCUCAAGAGCAUCCGACCUCAGAGCAACCCCGGCGAUGGCGGAAACCCUCCCAUGGCUCGAGUCUGUCGUAUCCGACUUCGCAACGUCACUCCCAUCGAGUGGUCCGAGGAUCCUUACCUGGUUCGAAUGCUGGUUACUACCGAGUCCGACCCCUCGACCGCUCACGUCUUUGUCGCUGACAUCGGCAUCCGUCUGUUGGAGUGCAUCUACGACCCGGCUCUUUGCCUCGAUGGCGUCAUUUGGCCGACUAUCCAGCACUGUGAGCUUCCCAUGGAGCCUUACAACACUUUCCCCGAACGAGUUGUGGCCGAGCUUCUUGGCUACCGCCACUGA